UUUCCUGAUGGCAAUCAAGGUUUUCUUAGCAGUUCUAUUGUUCCUGGUUUGUCGGGCGGCGGUGGUUCGACAGAGAGAUCACCGGUUCCUAUAUUCACUGGGAGUUAAAGAUGAAAAUAAAAGAGAUGGCAUAGCUAGAGAUGUCCGUUCUGCAAUGGUAAGAGAGCUAAGCACCAUGCUGCCAGCACCUACUGACCAAGAACAUGUAAUGAAAAGGUUCACGUUAAUGAUAACCCCACCCAUACCAGCUGGAUGUGAAUACAAUGGGAAGAUUUACCCUCCCGGAGACAUCCCAGAAUUGUCUGGUAAGAGGGGGAACUGUCAUUAUGGAGCUUACUGCGCGGAAUCUUCUGGAAGUUACAGCAUCAUACACUGGGACGGUAAAGGGUGCUUCCGGGCCAUUCGUAACACUGAGGAAACUAACACAAAAGAUCCUGAUAUGGCAUUGCCUUCCGACCAAGGAAUACACCGAAAUGGAACAAUUCUAACCCGAACACUAUCAGAACUAGGUCCGGAAGUCCACAAUUUCGAUAGAGAAGCUCCGGAAAUGGGACCAGUCAACAAUAAUAUGAAGUCUUUACACGAGGAAGUGGAGCGAUCAAAUGAUUUUUACAAUCCAGAGGAGAUGGUGGAACGGUCUGCUGAAAACUACGACGCAAACGAACACUAUUAAGGGGUGCAAACUUUGUUGUUUAAUGUUAUUAAACAGAAAAAAAAAAAUUAAAA
Molecule: messenger RNA, 726 nt
Organism: Saccostrea echinata
Lineage: Eukaryota; Metazoa; Mollusca; Bivalvia; Ostreida; Ostreidae
Exons: 3
Coding region: 8-673 (221 amino acids)
Source: RefSeq, a predicted model, not a curated record